Molecule: messenger RNA, 1659 nt
Organism: Ectocarpus siliculosus
Lineage: Eukaryota; Phaeophyceae; Ectocarpales; Ectocarpaceae
Source: the annotation of a GenBank genome assembly
UGUCUGCUGUCUCAACUGGCGCUACUAACACUCAGCGCGUUUCUCGACACGCUUCGGGUAAAUAUAGUGCGAGAGAGUUCAAACACCCUAUCUGGUGGGAAGGAGCGGACGGUGUGAAAGCAAGCAAGCGAGGUGUGGCCGUCGAAAAGCAUCCUGCGGACAUCCGUUCAUCCGUUCAGCUUCGCCUGCCUGCGGAAAAGUGAAAAGUGAAUAGGUAUCUCAACCUCGCGGCCGCCAAGAUGGUUUCCACCUUGGCACGCUUCACCAUCUACUGGUGCUGCGUGGCGGCGUCAUACGUCGUUGUUCUGGGCAUGUUCAAGCUGGCUACGAAGGAAGCUAGCGACCGGGACUACGGGCUGUUUCAGCUUCUCCUGGCUACUCUGGGGCUUGCCCAGCUCGCGUCGAUGAUGAGCAACCACGAGGACGUCAUGAGCCCGUCCAUGCUGGAGAUCAACUACGGCAUCAUCGCCACAGUGGCGGCAGCCGCGGUGGCGCGCUGCUACCUCAAGUUCGUCAGGGGCGUCGAACCCCGAAGCGUCAACAUGUCGGGGAAGGUGGUCAUCAUCACGGGGAGCAACACCGGUGUGGGGUACGAGACGGCCAAGGCCCUCGUAAACAUGGGAGCGCACGUUAUCAUGGCUUGCCGCUCGGAGGAGAAGGCCCGGAAGGCCAUCGAGGACAUCACGUUCGAGCUCGAGGCUGCCGCUAAGGCCAUUCGCCACAACACAGACACGGGCAUCAAGGGCAAGUUGACCUUCAUGAAGCUGGACCUGUCGUCUCUGGCGGCAGUGAGGGUGUUCGUCGCUGAGUUCAAGGCGUCGAAGCUCGGCCUAGACUCGCUAAUCCUCAACGCGGGGGUCAUGCACGGCUGCCGAAAGGUCACGGAGGAGGGCCUGGAAGCCAACCUCGCAGUCAAUUACCUGGGCAACUUCCUUCUCACGACGCAGCUGCUGCCCCUCCUCAAGCAGUCCCCGGACGGGCGAGUUUUGUGCGUCAACUCGAGCCUGCACAAGAAGCCUGAAGCCUUCCGGUUUGAGGACCCGAUGUUCGACAGGGACUACAACAUGUUCAAGGCCUAUGCCAACAGCAAGCUCGCACUGCUCAUGUUCGCCGAGGAGCUGCAGCAAAGGCUCAACCGCGAAAAGUCGACCGUCAUCGUCAACAGCGCCAAUCCAGGCAUUGUGAUGACGGGUAUCUCGAGGGACAUGGGGUGGUUCUUGCGAGUAGGGCACGAGGUGUUCAAGCCGUUCUUGAAACUGUUCCUGAAGCACCCGAAAGCGGGAGCGUUCACGAGCGUAUUUGCUGCCACAACGCCCCAGCUCCGCAAGAGCACCGAGGACGGGGCGCCGGGAGUGGGCGGCCUAUACAUGUCGGACUGCGCGCCGCAAGCGUUCAACCCGGCAGUAGCCGUGGACAAGUCACGCAAGGACCUGUGGAAGCUCUCCGAGGAGUGGGUAUCCGCCGGCUCGAAGAAGAAUCGUUGAGGAAAAAGGCAGAGAUUAAUAUUUCCCGUUCCAAGCCUUUCCCUCGUUCAAGUUUGCGGCACUACCAGUUUGAUGUGCCGCUCCUAGCGUGAAGGAGAGAGGUCGUGAUUAAUUGGACGUGCGCGGCUGUUCGUGCUCCCUGCUUGAUUUUGAUUAUUGCAGUUUUUGUCGUGAG